Molecule: messenger RNA, 669 nt
Organism: Cylindrotheca closterium
Lineage: Eukaryota; Bacillariophyta; Bacillariophyceae; Bacillariales; Bacillariaceae
Source: the annotation of a GenBank genome assembly
AUGCUCUUGUCAGCAACGCAUUGGGUUUGGACAGGUUUUGGCGAUUCAGAAGGUAGUUUCAAACCGCCUUCUGUUAUCCUCUUCCAAGGCUGUGGACAGGGUAAUGGGGCAGGACCUCCUAUAUGGAUCUCUGACACCGCUACCCUGUGGGCGAGGGGAAUCCGAGCUACUGGAGGCGCAAUCAAACCCAAGAAGUCUUUUUGGUGGCUCAUCGAUUUUGAUUGGGACUCACGCAUAGGCACAUGGAAAUUUCGUGGUAAAAAAGUAGUUGCCCCAGACUUCGAGCUCCAAAUUCAAGGUCUAUCAGGUGCUACCAAAUCCUUGCGGCGCCUCGAACCAGACGACUCUGAACGCACUCUGGGGGUGAUGCUUGCCCCUUUGGAAAACCUUAAGGCUCAUGAGCGUCAGCUGCUUGCUAAAGCCAAGAAUUGUGCAGAACAGCUUUGGCCCAACCUUCUUCACAAAUAUGACGUCCUUCCCCUCACCAGGUCAACCAUCAUGAAGAAAUUGGAGUACCCCAUGGCACUAACCACCUCGGAUGCCCAGCAAUGGGCAGACAUUAUGUCUCUGGUACUUGCCAGAGGCCGGUGUAUGUUGCAAUUUCCCUCGGGCUCCUCUGUCCUAUCAGGGUCUUGGACUCCCACACCCAUUUGUGUGUCAAGCGUUUAA